Messenger RNA from Centruroides sculpturatus (bark scorpion), 898 nucleotides. Its product is annotated as tigger transposable element-derived protein 1-like. Gene Ontology annotation, cellular component: nucleus. The record is from RefSeq and is a predicted model, not a curated record. The transcript is spliced from 2 exons. The coding region runs from base 1 to 750 and encodes 249 amino acids. Gene Ontology annotation, molecular function: DNA binding. Lineage: Eukaryota; Metazoa; Arthropoda; Arachnida; Scorpiones; Buthidae.
AUGUUCGUUAACCGAUCACCUACUAAUUCAUUAAAAAAGAAGGAUAUUGUCCAUAACAAAUUUUCAACUGGUUUAUUUUGGAAGUGCAUGCCGAAUUGUACCUACAUUACGAAAGAAGAGAAAAAUAUUCCUGGGCAUAAACCCAUGAAAGACCGAUUGGCGUUACUUUUGGGAGCUAAUGCUAGCGGUGAUAUGAAGCUUAUCCCGCUUCUUGUCUAUCACUCUGAGAACCCUAGAGCAUUCAAAAAAAAUUCCAUAAUUAAAGAAAAACUGCCAGUGAUGUGGAGAUCGAAUAAAAGGGCAUGGGUCACGCAGGCUCUUUUCAAAGAAUGGCUGUUUGAAGUUUGUGCUCCGAGCAUCAAGGAUUACUUUCAGACCAAUGAAUUGCCAUUAAAAGCACUGUUGCUAUUGGAUAAUGUACCAGGACACCCAAAAGACCUUGAAGAUAAUUUGCUGGAAGACUUUCCCUGGCUGACAGUUCAGUUUCUACCUCCGAAUACUACUUCGUUGAUUCAACCAAUGGAUCAAGAGGUUAUUGCAGGUUUCAAGAAAUUGCACAUUCGAGCACUGUUUUGUCAGUGUUUUGAAGCAUGCCAGUUCUCCUCAACGAUGACAUUAAAAACGUUUUGGAAAGAAAAAUUUGAUAUUCUUGAAGCUAUACGGCUCAUUCAAAAGGCAUGGUCAGAAGUCACUCAACGACAGUUGAAUUCUGCUUGGCGAAAGCUGUGUCCCUCCUGCAUUCAGAGAUGAUGUCCCUGAAAUUAUGGAUGAAAUUGUGAAAACUGCUAGCGAUCUGGAAUUGGAAGUAAAUAAAGAUGACAUUGAUAAAGAUGAGCUCAUAAUGGAAUCUGAAACUGAUCUGACAACAGAAGAACUCCAAGAAUACUUAAAUGAAGAA